UAAGGGGAAAACAACUCAAGUCAACAAGGCGUGUGUGUCUAAUCACCUAUUCCAUUAGUUCAGUGAGUCCCAUUUGCAGAAGAGAGAGGGAGAGAGAAAAAAAGAAAAUAAGAAAAGAAAACAGAUGUGUGUCUCUGCAUUGUAGCAAGGCAAAGGGAACACAACCCAGACACACCGCCCAUCACCACCACCACCACCACCUCCUUCUCCUCCUAAGCAAACACCAAAACCGUCUCUCUCUCUCUCUAAAGUCAAAACUCUCCUCUUCUUCCUCUUUUUUGCAACCUCUCUCUCUCUCUCUCUCAACCAAAAAUCAUUUUCUAUUUUUAUUUGAUUUAAUUUUUUUAUUAUUAUUUUACCUGAUCUGAGAAAAGCUUCUGCACAUUCCUCUUCUGCAUACGCUUCUGCUGAGAUGAAUAAUAAUAAUAAUAAUAAUAACUUAUAAAAUACAUACACACUCUUCUCGCCGGCAAGCUAUCUCCGAUGAAGACGCAGCCUGAACCUGCCGCCGUCGUCGCCGUACCUAACCCCGAAGAGAAGAAGAGCAUCAACCCGGAGCUAUGGCAAGCGUGUGCGGGGCCGUUGGUGAACCUUCCGCCGGCGGGAACACACGUCUUCUACUUCCCUCAAGGACACAGUGAGCAGGUCGCAGCGUCUUUGAAGAAAGAUGUGGAUGGACAGAUUCCAAACUAUCCUAAUCUUCCAUCCAAGUUGUUGUGUCUCCUUCACAGUGUUACUUUGCAUGCUGACCCAGAAACCGAUGAAGUUUAUGCUCAGAUGACACUUCAACCUGUGCCUUCUUAUGAUAAGGAAGCUUUAUUAAGAUCAGAUCUUGCUCUCAAGUCAAACAAGGCACAGCCUGAGUUUUUCUGCAAACAGCUGACAGCUAGUGAUACAAGCACACAUGGAGGUUUCUCUGUGCCUCGCCGAGCAGCAGAGAAAAUAUUCCCUCCUCUUGAUUAUUCUAUGCAACCUCCUGCACAAGAACUUGUGGCUAGGGAUUUGCAUGAUAAUGUUUGGACUUUCCGUCAUAUAUAUCGAGGGCAACCAAAGCGCCACUUGCUUACAACUGGAUGGAGUCUAUUUGUCAGUGGAAAGAGGCUCUUUGCUGGAGACUCUGUUUUAUUUAUACGAGAUGAAAAGCAGCAGCUUCUUUUGGGCAUCAGGCGAGCUAACAGGCAACCAGCCAACAUAUCAUCCUCGGUAUUGUCAAGUGAUAGUAUGCAUAUUGGGAUUCUUGCGGCAGCUGCUCAUGCUGCUGCAAAUAAUAGUCCCUUUACCGUCUUUUACAAUCCUAGGGCUAGUCCUUCAGAGUUUGUUAUUCCUUUAGCCAAGUACUACAAGGCAGUGUACAGCCAUCAAAUAUCACCUGGAAUGCGUUUCCGAAUGAUGUUUGAAACCGAAGACUCAGGAACUAGAAGGUAUAUGGGUACAAUUACAGGAAUCAGUGAUCUAGAUCCUGUGAGAUGGAAAAAUUCACAAUGGCGUAAUUUGCAGGUUGGUUGGGAUGAGUCAACUGCUGGGGAAAAGCGUAGCAGGGUUUCACUUUGGGAAAUUGAACCAGUGACUGCUCCUUUUUUCAUCUGCCCUCCGGUAAAUAAUUCUACUAUUUAUUAUUUGCAUUCUAGUUCCGAAAAAUAAAAUCUUGCAGAUGAUGAUCCAUCUGAUUUCGAUAAUCUUUUCAAGCGGACAAUGCCUUGGCUUGGUGAUGAUAUGUGCAUGAAGGAUCCUCAAGGCCUACCUGGCAUGAGCUUAGUUCAAUGGAUGAACAUGCAGCAAAAUCCUAGUCUUGCUAACUCAAUGCAGCCUAAUUAUGUACCAUCAUUGCCUGGAUCUGUUUUGCAAAAUCUUCCUGGUGCAGAUAUUUCCCGUCAGCUGGGGUUUUCUUCUUCACAAAUUCCUCAGCCUAACAAUGUAGCCUUCAACACUCAGAGGCUACUUCAGACUGCACAACAACUUGAUCAUCUUCAGAAGCUACCGUCAGCAUCUGUCAACUUGGGAACAGUGAUGCAGCCGCAGCAACAGUUGGGUGAUAUCUCUCAACAAUCUAAGCAGAACUUAGGAAGUCAAACUCUUCCACAGAGUCAAGUUCAGGCCCAGAUCUUGCAUCCCCAGAAUCUUGUCCAAACAAACAAUAUUCUUCAACAGCAACAAUCAUCCAUUCAAAACCACCAAUUCAAUCGAUGUGUCCCUCAGAACCCUCCACAGCAGCAGCAACAGCAACAGACAAUUAUGGGUCAGAAUCAGCAACAAACUAUGGUCCCAUCUACUAUACCUGACCAUGUUCAACAGUUACAGAUGUCUGAUAAUCAGAUUCAGCUUCAAUUGUUACAAAAGCUUCAACAGCAACAGCAAACACUCUUAGCACAACAAUCUGCGCUGCAGCAGCCUUCUCAACUUGCUCAAAUCCAAGAUCAGCAGAGGCAACUGUUAGAUGCAGCACAGAGCUUCUCUAGGUUAGUCCCUCCUGGUCAAGUGCUUGAAAUUCCUCCGGUACUUCAAAAUUCACUCCCAGAGAGUAAUGCGAUCACAAAUCAAAUGACAAAGGCUGGUCGGAGCAAUAUACAUAUCUCUCAUUUGCCUCAGCAGCCAAAGCCUCAGCAACAAUCUGGCUUGCUGCCUGAGAUGUCUGGUCAAAUGGCACUUCCCCCUACCCCUUCACCAAACCAGCUCUCUGCUGCUGGCAGUGGCAUACUGAAUGGAGCAGCUGUAGCUGGACAAUCUGUAAUUACUGAUGAUGUUCCAUCUUGCUCCACCUCACCUUCUACAAAUAACUCUGCCAGUGCAGUUCCAUUAUUGAUAAAUUCCCAGUUACAUAGAAGCUCAAUAACUGCUGAUGACAUGGCUCAAUCUACUGCAACAUUAUUGAGUUCAGGUGCUUUAGAAACCAUGUCAUCAGGUGCAAACAUGGUAAAAGAUUUACAGCCCAAGUCUGAAGUCAAGCCUUCUUUAAACAUCUCCAAAAAUCAGAAUCAAGGGAGUUUGGUUCAUCAGACAUACUUGAAUGGUGCUGCUGCUCAAACAGAUUAUUUGGAUACAUCAUCUUCGACAACUUCAGUUUGCCUAUCUCAGAGUGAUGCUCACAUGCAUCAGAAUAACAACCCGAUGUCUUACAAUCCACAGUCUAUGUUGUUUAGAGACAACAGUCAGGAUGGGGAAGUUCAGGCAGAUACUAGGAGUAAUGUUCCAUAUGGCAAUAAUGUUGAUAGCCAAAUGGGAAUGCCAUUGAAUCCAGAUUCUCUUUUACCCAAAGGCACAGUGGGGAUGGGGAAGGAUAUGUCGAAUAAUUCAACAAUAGAUGAUAGUAGCUUCUUGAAUAGGGGUGGAUGGGCUCCACCACCACCACCACCACCACCGCCAUUGCCAGCACCACAGUUUCAGCGUAUGAGGACAUAUACCAAGGUUUAUAAACGAGGAGCUGUCGGAAGGUCCAUAGACAUCACUCGGUAUUCAGAUUAUGAGGAGCUUAAACAUGAUCUAGCUCGCAGAUUUGGCAUAGAGGGCCAGCUGGAGGAUCGACACAGGAUAGGCUGGAAACUUGUCUAUGUAGAUCAUGAAAAUGAUGUUCUACUAGUGGGAGACGACCCUUGGGAGGAGUUUGUUAAUUGUGUACGCUGUAUCAAGAUUCUUUCUCCCCAAGAAGUACAACAGAUGAGCUUGGAUGGAGAUUUUGGCAAUGCUAGCCUUCCAAAUCAAGCUUGUAGCAGCUCUGAUGGUGGGAAUACUUGAAUGUAGUCAAGUAAUGUUAACCAUUCUUCCAUGGUAACUUAGGUAUUUUCUAGGAGACAUAACUUAUUGUCCCAAUGGCGGUUAUUAUGCCGUUGUGGACUUUUGUGUCCUGCAUCAGGACUUAAAAGUGAUCUUUUGCAGUUCAGAGGAGUAAUUUUGGCGCUGCUGUGUGCAUGCAAAUUUGAAGAGCCAAACUAAGGUGGAGAACUAACUGCUGCUAAUGCUACAACUUAAACCAAGGUGUUAAAACUGGUACUGUAUUCACCCUGGGAAAGUUUGCUGUGUAUGAAGGCACAGAUAUGUUGUUGUUGUUGUAAUAUUGAACAUAAUUGUUCUGGGCACAGUUAGAAAUGUUUAAUCAAUUGUAUUGUAGAAAGAAAGGGUUUAAAUGUUUAAUAUUACUCCAUAGUUUUGAUUGUAUAAAUUAAAUUUAUAGGUUUGCUGUCUUUUAGAGGACAUUCUGACUUUAUUUUUCUAAUAGAACAACAUUAGGCAACUAUUUUGCCUAAGAUUCUCUAUCAUUUGGACACCAUAGCUUGAUAGCCAAGAGGUAGAGAAACUUCAUUUUUGUUGUAAGCUGAAAUGGGUACUUGGAACCGAGUUUAGGAAUUGAUGGAGCUAAUGGAGCUGUAUUGGCUGUGCAAUAGUUAACCACAA
Molecule: messenger RNA, 4386 nt
Organism: Arachis duranensis
Lineage: Eukaryota; Viridiplantae; Streptophyta; Magnoliopsida; Fabales; Fabaceae
Product: auxin response factor 19-like
Biological process (GO): response to hormone; regulation of DNA-templated transcription
Cellular component (GO): nucleus
Molecular function (GO): protein binding; DNA binding
Source: RefSeq, a predicted model, not a curated record